AUGAAGACACAUCUGCUCCUCGCAAUAGAAAGAUCAUCGUCUUCAGGCAAGUUCCUGCCACAGAGCGAUCUCGAAGGCCUCAUCAGCACGGCCAACGUGCUCAGCAUCCUCCUGGAAUCGGAGCCUCCAGAACGCAUCAGCAAUCCGGUGCAGAGCAAGGGGCUAGGCAGGAAGCUGGGCAGGAGGCUGGGCUGGAAGCUUUUGGAGAGACUGCCCUUCAAGCAGCCCGAACGCACAUCACCUGAAGCAGCCGAGGCUGAAGGGCUAUCCAAGAAAAUAGCUCGGCCCACCCACGAUAACCAACUCAAAACACCGGGCGAUCGGCAGCCACACAACUGCAGUGGCUAUCGCAAAAUCUUUGCCAUUCUACUGCUUGUAGACCGAAUCAACAAGCGGCGCUAUUUUAUCGAGGCUGGGCUCGAGCUCGAGUUCGUUCGGAUCUUGGGACAUGCCGGAGUUGAUGCGUUCACGGAGCAGCAACGAAUAGUCUGCGUGGCGACUCUGAGAGCACCAAGCGCGGAGCACAUGCCUCGCUUUGACAUUCCCACAUCUGUGACAUUGCCGUGGACCACGUGCGAGACUAUAUACGUCAACCACACGACCGUUUUCAAAAUCAGGAUAUAUGGCGACUACUACGGCUUUGGCGAAAACAAGGCCACAAAAGACAAACCCGAGUUUUUCGCCCUCAAGAAGUUCUUCGAUCCGGGAGAGUUCAACAGACAGCGGCUCCUACUCAGUCACAUUCGCAAGCACAAGCACCAGAACAUACCCGUGGCCAGCAUCACCAAAGGAAGGGACCACUAUCUCGUCUUUCCAUGGGCCGAGAUGGACCUUCUGAGAUACCGGAAACACCAGAUGAUCCUGAACCCUGGAGACCCCAUCAACUCGGCCGACGGAGCCUCCGUCACGCAGUGGCUGACGGGCCGGCACGGCAACAUCUAG
Messenger RNA from Gaeumannomyces tritici R3-111a-1, 942 nucleotides. RefSeq lists its product as hypothetical. Lineage: Eukaryota; Fungi; Ascomycota; Sordariomycetes; Magnaporthales; Magnaporthaceae. The record is from RefSeq and is a predicted model, not a curated record. Bases 1 to 942 code for a protein of 313 amino acids. The transcript has 4 exons.